GUUCAGGAUCGAGGCCUUGUUGUCACUGAUCCAAAGGCGAAAGAUAUUGUCAGGGAGCAGAAGAGUUACUGUGCUACGAAAGUGAGAGAGCAACACUUCCAAGGUGACAUUCUGGGAUACGUCACGCCUUUUCUGAAAGAAUUACCAGGGUCUUGAAGAAAUGCUGGAAUAAUACCAUCCACCAGCCCACAAGGAAGCUCAAAGCACAGCUUAUGGGGGUCAAAGAUGACCUGGGACUUGGGUCGGCUGGUGUUUACAGGAUUCUCUGUGAAUGCAGAGCAGAGUGUAUCGGCCAGAUGGGACACAGUGAAAACCCGCGUCAAGGAGCACAGGAGGUGUAUCUGUUUGGGUUACCCAGAGAAAUCGGCCGUAGCAGAACAUUGUAUUCCCAAUGGCCGUGGGAUUGACUUCGACACAAAAUUACUGUGCUGCGCCAAUGGCUUUUGGGACCGUCUGGUAAAGGAAACCAUUGAAAUAAAACAGAGGAAAAGAAUUUUAACAAAGACGAAGGUCUCACUCUUAAGUAAGACCUGGAAUUGGAUUGUAACCUAGGUGGGAGAGCGGAAAGCUGAUUGGAUGAGGACUAACCAAUCAGGAGGGACGGACUACAGGGGUAUAAAUACCACUGGACUAGGGAUGUCCAGGCAUCAUCCCUGAUGAAGAUGGCAGAGCUUGUCGUUGAAAUAUCAGUUAUUAUGGAUACCUGUACCCGGCUGGAAGCCUGUGAAGAGUUUAUUCGUCCUUCUUGAUAUUUCCCGACAUUAUGAACUUUGUACAGUGGGUAUGUUCAGUUGUCACUAUGGUAAGAAAUAUGAAGAACAGCUCCAAAAUACAUUCUUACAAUUUUCUAAGGAGGUGAUUUGUCAAGGUGAAUUUCCUAAUGUGACACCGUGGUGUGUUAGAACCAACUCAUUCCUUUAACUCUUCAUCUGAGAUCCAGUUGGGAACCCUGUGUUCUCUAAUAGUACCAUGUUAACCAGAAUUACAGAAAGUAGCCAUGAAGCAGACGUUGUGAAAAACAGCAUCCUUAGUGUGUUCAGUAGUUUCAUUAUUAACUCUGUCAAUAGGUUGGGUUUAUCAUACAGUAUCUCCUAAGGGUUGUAAAAUACGGAGCAAUUCCGAAAUUACAUUCUCUUGUUGCUUACCUAAAGUGCGAACUGCUUCUGUGUCCUCAUAAUCCCGAUUUACAAUUUUGUUCCGCGUUCGCCGUGACGCGGAACUCUUCUUCUGCUGGCUCCGUCUUCGAGCCUACUUCUUCGGCAAGGACUCUCCCACCCCCUCCGAUGACCCCUCCUCCUGUCUUCAACCCUCCUCCUCUUUGUGGAAACCCCGCUCUGGUCUUCUGCCUGCUCUGGACCUCUUUAUUGCUAACUGCCGACAGGACAUCAGCCGUCUUGACUUCACCGCACCUUGUUCCCAUUCCAACCUCACUCCUUCCGAACGCUCUGCUCUCCACUCCCUUCGCACUAAUUCUAACCUUACUAUAAAACCCACCGAUAAGGGGGGUGCUGUUGUAGUCUGGCGUACUGAUCUCUAUCUUGCCAAGGCAACUCGACAACUCGCGGAUACCUCCUCUUAUUUAGCCCUCGAUCGUGACCUCACUAAGGAGCACCAGGCCAUUGUCUCCCACACCAUCACUGACUUUAUCCGCUCAGGGGAUCUCCCAUCCACUGCUACCAACCCUAUAGUUCCCACACACCGCACUUCCCGUUUCUACCUCCUACCCAAGAUCCACAAACCUGCCUGUCCUGGUAGACCUAUUGUCUCAGCUUGUACCUGCCGCACUGAACUUAUUUCUGCAUACCUCGACACUGUUUUAUCCCCCCUUGUUCAAUCCCUUCCUACCUAUGUUCAUGACACUUCUCACACUCUGAAACUUUUCGAUGAUUUUAAGUUCCCUGGCCUCCUCCGCUUUAUUUUCACCAUGGAUGUUCAGUCCCUAUAUACUUCCAUCCCCCAUCAGCAAGGUCUCAAAGCUCUCCACUUCUUUUUGGAUUCCAGACCUAAUCAGUUCCCCUCUACCACCACUCUGCUUCGUCUAGCGGAAUUAGUCCUUACUCUUAAUAAUUUCUCCUUUGGCUCCUCCUACUUCCUCCAAACUAAAGGUGUAGCUAUGGGCACCCGUAUGGGUCCUAGCUAUGCCUGCCUUUUUGUUGGCUUUGUGGAACAAUCUAUGUCCCAAACCUAUUCUGGUAUCUGUUCCCCACUUUUCCUUCGCUACAUCGAUGACUGCAAUGGCGCUGCUUCCUGCACGCAUGCUGAGCUCGUUGACUUCAUUAACUUUGCCUCCAACUUUCACCCUGCCCUCAAGUUUACCUGGUCCAUUUCCGACACCUCUCUUUCCUUUCUGGAUCUUUCUGUCUCUACCUCUGGAGACAGCUUAUCUACUGAUGUCUACUAUAAGCCUACUGACUCUCACAACUAUCUGGACUAUUCCUCUUCUCACCCUGUCUCUUGCAGAAAUGCCAUCCCCUUCUCGCAAUUCCUCCAUCUCCGCCGCAUCUGCUCUCAGGAUGAGGCUUUUCAUUCUGGGACGAAGGAGAUGUCCUCCUUUUUUAAAGAAAGGGGCUUCCCUUCCUCCAUCAACUCUGCUCUGAAACAUAUCUCCUCCAUUUCACACACAUCUGCUCUCACUCCAUCCUCCCGCCACCCCACUAGGAAUAGGGUUCCCCUUGUCCUCACCUACCACCCCACCAGCCUCCGGGUCCAACAUGUAGUUCUCCGUAACUUCUGCCACCUCCAAAGGGAUCCCACCACUGAGCACAUUUCUCCCUCCCCCCCCACCCCUGCUUUCCGCAGGGAUCGCUGUCUAUGCCACUCCCUUGUCCAUUCGUCCCCCCCAUCCUUCCCCACCAAUCUCCCUCCUGGCACUUAUCCUUGUAAGCAGAACAAGCGCUACACAUGCCCUUACACUUCCUCCCUCACUACCAUUCAGGGCCCCAGACAGUCCUUCCAGGUGAGGCGACACUUCACCUGUGAGUCGGCUGGGGUGAUAUACUGCGUCCGGUGCUCCCGAUGCGGCUUCUAUAUAUUGGCAAGACCCGACGCAGACUGGGAGAUCGUUUGGCUGAACAUCUACGCUCUGUCCGCCAGAGAAAGCAGGAUCUUCCAGUGGCCACACAUUUUAAUUCCAUGUCCCAUUCCCAUUCUGAUAUGUCUAUCCACGUCCCGAAACGUCGACUAUACCUCUUCCUAGAGAUACUGCCUGGCCUGCUGCGUUCACCAGCAACUUUUAUGUGUGUUGCUUACAAUUUUGUUCAUCUUUUGCCUUAGAGAAUCCAACUGGGAGUUUACCUCUGCAAUAUCUAGCAUAUUUACCAUGGAAACUCCAGCAGUGUAUCCUAAUCCCAUAAGUUCAAUAAAGCUUCUUCACCCCUCAUGUCUGGUAUGAGGAGUGGGCUACUGAACAGGAUCAAAGCAGGCUGCAGGGAAUUGUAAAGUUAGUCACUUCCAUUGUGGGUACUAUCCUCCGUAGUAUCCAGAACAUCUUCAAGGAGUGAUGCUUUAAAAUGGCAGUGUCCAUCAUUAAGGACCUUCAUCACCCUGGUCUGCCUUGUUCUUAUGCUACCAUCAGGAAGGAGGUACAGAAGCCUGAAGGUGCACACUCAACAAUUAAGGAACAGCGUCUUUUCCUCUACCAUACAAUCCUGAAUGGACAUUGAGCCCAUGAACACUACCUCACUAAAAAGGAUCCAGUGCUUUCCCAGCAUGUAGGACAAAUAAACUCUUCUCAGGCAUCCAGCUGGAUACAGAUACCUGUACCCUGUUGGAAGUCCGAGAAGAGUUUGUUCGACUAUCUUGUGACUUUUUUAUUUCUAUUUUUGCACUACUUUUUUAAUGUAAGUAUUUUUUAUAUUUAUUUAUUUGUUUGUUUGUAGUAAUUUACAGGUUUUCCCCCUCCAUUAUUAUGUAUUGCAUUAUACUGUUGUUGCAAAGUUAACAAAUUUCACUACAUAUGCCAGUAAACCUGGUUCUGGUUCUGAAAUUCUGAAUGGGUAAAUUAUUCAAUUUAUAAAUGUUGGAAAAGCUCCUGAUGGCUUAUUCCACGCCAGCUAGGAAUUUGGACUGCUGUUAAGUUGAAGAACACUUGCAGAUGUCUAGAGUAAUUUGUUCUUUUUCAUCUAAUGCAAGUACUAUUCCCUAUAUCUGUCUGAACCUCAUCACAACAAAGGGCGAGUAAGAGUUGGCACUGCAGUGGCUGUAGGAUCAGUUGGUAAUGGGAAAUCCUGAGGCUCCAGAGCAACUGGGAUUGAGUUGCCUGAGGCACAUGCUAAUCCUGGAUCUCAUUUCUGAUUUGUGUCCAUUACAUUCACAAUGAAGGUGUAUUUGAGUUAUAAGACCUUUUUUUCCUGAAGCAGGACUGGAAAAAACAGAUUUCCCAUCAUUAUUAUAGUACUGUGGUGACCCACUUUCUGGCACACACGAACCGGCUCACGAAACCGCGCGCAGGCAGAGGGCCGGCCCCAAAAAGGGCGCCAGUCCAUCUUCACCAGCAGGGGGAAAAUCCCGCGCGCAGAAAGGGUCUGGGAAUAUGCAUUCCCCACAGCAGUCCCGCCCCACGGAGGGCGGGAACGGGAAGGCUUUAAAGCAGGCCGCGAAGUUUGAAUAAGUCUCUUUCAUCGCAACUCUAACUCACCGACUCCGUGUGGUUAUUCUAGCGCUGUGUGUAGCACACCGCUACAGUACUCCCAUCUUUCUCCAUAUCACCAUUACUUGACUACGAUUAUCAACAGACAUCGGUCUUAUUUCCUUUACAGUAUCUCAUCUCUGUUCUUAUUAAGUCCAUACCACCAUUUCACCUUCCUCACCCAUACAGUCUAUUACCACGGCAACUAGUGGAAUCCAAAUAGACUUCUCCAUGAAUGUUGUGAAUAUCCAUCUGCAGCCUACCUAAUCUUCAUACUUUGCAUCUGUCCAUAAUUGGCCAAUAAUGUACUUAUUGUAGAACAUGUAACCUUCAGGAAAGCCUUUGACCACUAUGAGGCUGCUCAUCUGUAGUAUUCAAACAUCAAUCAUUUCCAUAUACCUAGAAAACAGAACAUUAAGAAAGAGCACCAUCUGUACUUAACUAAUAAUUUGAUACUUCCUCUAAAUUGAACUCUUCCAUCUCACACUUUAUUUCCAGAAGAUAUGGUAAUGAACGCAGUUUCCUAUCUGUUUCUCCCUUCCAUUGUCUCUACCUUGGCUUCGGUGAUUACAAAGAUUGCCUUGUCUUAACCCUCCCUUCUUGCUGCUGAGUAUGAAGUGAAUUAUCCUUAAACUCUGGGUGGAACCUGGAGGUGGUUGCCGAACUCAAGGCAACUGCUCCUUCAUCCUUAUUAUCAUCAUAGAUUUUCUAAGAGUAAAUCUGAGAGGUCAUCCCAUAAACAGUGUGACUUAUGGUCCUCAGCUACUAGAGGAAAUUGAGUUUCAACAAGGGGUUUAAGUUGGUUAAUACGAUACCAACCUAGCUUAUUAGAAGUCUUGUUUUAGUAGACUGAUGGGCUAACUCUGUGAAUGGCAUCAAACGGCCCUUUAAAUCUCAGAGAUGUAAAAGAACCUUGCUGAUGUACUGAGGUCAUAACCUUCUGUUUUAUUUCCAACACCCUAGGUUUUGUUCGCUUGUCAAAACAAGCUUUACUCUGCUGUUUCUUCCAUCCCAUAUUAAGGUUCAAAUGUUCACUUUUCAAAGUAUACUACUCUGAAAUUCUGUGGGUAGCCCUGUGAAACACCCUGGUCUCCUUGUUUACGCAAGUCUAGGGAAGACUCUCUCAAGUCCUGCCAAACCUAUGAGAUUGAGAUGACUUGUCCCACCCCAAACCCUGGUUUGUGUGGAUGCUGUGUAAUUUGCUACCCUGUUUCAAAUUAGUGCCACAAAGUAACAGACGGUACACUGCAUAUGAUUAAAGGAAUUAUAUUUAUUUAUCUUAACUAAGGGGUUAGUAAAGAAUAACAAAAAAGGAAAGGACCCAUUUUAAUUAAACAGUCAAAUAUGCACAAGUUGGAGCUCAUCUUGAACUUCUCUGUCUCUCACGUGUUGGGCCCUCGGUCAGCGUGAAAGCACACACCACCUUCCGGACGUCGCUCGUAAUCCAUCUCAAACAAGCAGGUCUCCCACUGGAUCGUAUGCUCCCCAGCGUCUUCUCUCUUCCUCUCCUCUCGAACAAAAGCCCAAGACCAACCUUAUUGUCCCUCAGCAAGAAAGCUUCCUGCUGAUUGGAUGGCACACAUUCCACAUCAACAAUAACCCAAACAGGCUGAAAGCGGAACAGCAGCUCUUACAGAGCUUCUAAAUGAAAUACCUAUAGCAUAACAGUAAAGAUGUGAACCAGGGCAUUACACAUGAAACCAAGAAAGAUACCAUGUUCAUCAACCCCCUUAUCCCACCUCUUCGCAAAAAGAACCCAAAAAUGGAACAGGCACAUCGACCCCCAAAUCCCUCCUCCCACACAAAAUUGUGUCCUGUGAUGUAAUAGCCUUCCUUAAUAGUAUCAUUAGUUGUUGUAUCCAUUUAUCCUUUACAAUACCUUCAUACUCGGGCUCUGAUAAAUCUAGCCCAACCAGGAAUUCUGACCCCUCAUUUCUCUCCCACCAUCAACUUAAAUAGUGCAAGUCUAGUGUAAGAAGCUAGUGUGGUAUAGAUGAUCGAAAGGACAUUGGUAAGACAGUCACCUAUGUGGUCCUGUGCUGUUUAGCCAUUUUAGCUACCCUUGUAUUUAAAGUCCUUUUCAUGUGUUCAACAUUUCCACUGCAUUGUGGAACCCCUGUUUCACCCAGAGCAGCUUCAUCUGUGUGGUGAAGUGGGAUCGUGAACUGAUUCUAGAGUCCUUGGCAAUUUCUCAAUGGGUUUAGAAACUCUCUCAAACAACAUCCUGGCUGUAACCUUAGAGAUGUUAUUUCUGGUUGGGAAGUCUCUAUGCAAUUGGUGAAAAUAUAGACUAUCAUCGCCAGGAUUUAUUUCAGUCCUUCAGGGUUUGGAGGUAAAGGUGAAACAGAAUCAAUCUGCAAGUUAACCCCUGUCUUAAAACUGUGAUUCUUGCCAAGUUAUCAGAGUUAUAAUGAGCACAGGUCAAACAGUGCUUACAAUAAUAUUCUACAUCUCCUCACAUUUUCAGUCACUGACACAGAUUCUUCAACUGUUCCAUAGUUCUGUCUGCUCAUGGAUGCCCCAAAAUGUCAUGUUACCAAUACAUCAUCUGGUUUCUUUUACCUUAUGGCACCACACAUCUAGCAUUAUUAAAUGCAAUUCUAAUCUGUACCUGUAUUCCUCGAUAUCUCCCAUACACUUCAGAAUUCUCUCCUCUCUGUACCUUUGCUAACUCUGGAUCCUGUUGCGGUACCUUGACUAAGUCCAUAGGUAUACUGUUUGUUGGUUUCUGUGACAUCACUCCCUCUACAUCUGGAUUCUGUUUUGCCCUACACUUUGCUCCUACUUUGGCUAACUCAUCCGUCUUCCUGUUCCUUUCCGGGGAUGUCUUUACGUGAGCCUUCAUCUUUACUCUAUCAAUGUUUCUUCUGGCCAUUCUUAAAAUAUACUUCAACAAGGGUGGUGAUGGUAAAGGUUUACUAUCUGCUGAAAUGUAACCUCAGACUUCCUGUAACGGUAAAUAUUCAAACUAUUUCAAACAUAUCUGGGUGUAUGAUUGCUCCUGAAGGAUACCUGUCCAGAUGGCUGACAGCUAAAGCUAUAGCAGCAAACUCUGCCACUUGUUGCAUUCAUUGUUUUAGGUAACUUGAUCGUAAUACCUUUGAUCUUUACUCUUUCCUCAUCCACCACAUCCUGUAAGCCUCUCUCCAUCAUGAAAUGAUGCUGAUCUGUCAGCAAAGACCCUUAAAUAGGAACUUUCCAAUUGCAUGAUUUUAGUUGCCUUUCCUGAUUUUAAGAUGGGAAUGAAUGGUCCGUCCAUUUUGUCCAUGUACUACUGUCACCUGACACUCAUGAGGUUAAAUUGUCUUCGAGCUCAGUUGUACUGCUAACUCUUGUAACUGUGACAUUAGGACCAUGCAUUAACAAAGUCUAUUGGACUAACUGAGUUUGACUGACUGUUCCAUUCUUGAUACAACCAUUCAACAAAAGCUGAAUUGGAGUAAGCUCUGUUAAAACUCGCAGUAUCAGUGAAAUACACUGCUAAUAGAUGACAUUCACAUGUUGUAUAUCCUUGCUUUACUGCAGUGAGGAUUUGAGAUGCAUACACCAUUGGCUCCAGUUGACCAUGGAGUAACAUAGCUGAUAUUGUGGUGCCCAAGAGAAUGGCUGGGAAGGAUUUGGAGUCUUAAGAGCAGAUGCUCCUGCAAGGCUAGUUUUAAGAUCUGAUACUACCUUAGUGUGUUCUGAUUUCCAUUUCCAUAAACUUUGGUAGCAAAGCCACCUGUGUGGUCUCUAUAAUAUGCCACCAAACUGAGAAAUUCCCUUGCAUCAGUGGGAAAAGGUUUUGCUGUGCCAUCCUCACUGUGUUUAUCAAUCUCUCGUCUCCCAGAGGUUAUGACCACUUCCAAGUAAAUAACUGCUGCCUCAUGAUUUGAGCCUUUUUAGGGUUAACCCUCAAAUCCAUCUCCUGCAACAGUUGCAGUAGUUCUUUAAGUGUAGUGGUGCUAGAAAGUUUGUGAACCCUGUAGAAUUUUUUCUAUUUCUGCAUAAAUAUGACCUAAAAUGUGAUCAGAUCUUCACUCGUCCUAAAACUAGAUAAACAGAACCCAGCUAAAUAAAUAACAGAAAAACAUAUACUUGUUCAUUUAUUUAUUGAGAAAAAUGAUCCAAUAGUACAUGUAUUUGUUGGAAAAAGUGUGAAUCUCUGGGGUAAUGCCUUCUGCAAAAGCUAUUUGGAGUCAGGUUUUCCAAUCAAUGAGAUGAGAUCGGAGGUGUGGGUUGUAGAGGUGUCCUGCUCAUUUAAAAAAAAACACACACACACACACACACACACACACACACGCGCGCGUGCGCGUCAGGUUACUGACGGAACCUACUCGUCUCAAGAAAGAUCUGUUUAUGUGCACCAUGCCUUCGUCAAAACAACUUUCAGUGACCUUAGGAGAAAAAUUGUAGCAAUGCAUGAAGCUGAAAAAGGCUACAAAAGCAUUUCUAAAGACUUGAGUGUUCAUCAGUCCACAGUAAAAGAAAUUGUCUACAAAUGGAGGAAUGAACUUGUAAUGCUCCUCUUGGGUCUCUGUCUGUAACAGCAGGUCAUCUACAUAUUGAAUUAAACAUUGGGGAUCUGAAAAAAUUUUCAGACUCAUUUGCUAAACUUUGAUGGAAAAUGGAGGGCGAAUUAUGAAAGCCUUGUGACAAAAUUGUCCGUGUAUACUGUUGUACUUUUGAAGUGAAAGGUAAUUUAUAUUGACACUCCUUUUCCAAUAGAACAGACCAAAACCCAUUACUCAUAUCCCGUACUGAGAACCACUUUGGUACAGUAUUUUGCUUAAUCGUAGUCUCUGGAUUUAUGGCAACUUUAGGGGUAGUUAAAGGGUAUCUUCUGGUAAGAAGGCAGCAUGUUCAGAUGCAGCGGCCUCUUCAAUGCCAACCAAAGGUGUUUCUGUAUUUUAAUCGCCUUUUUUUACAAAUGCAAGACAAUGCUGGACAUUAAGAACUUCAAGUACUGCAGGUCUACCCCAUCAGUGAGUUGCUUGUUAGCGUAGAAGCUGGACUUGGUGUGGACCAUCUAGCUGCCUGCUGCAGAAAGACAUCGGAGUCUGUCAGCGAAGGCGUUGUGCAGUCUAACACCAAGUGAUUGACUUGGAUGUUUUUCUUGUGGUUGCAAGACUCUGUUGGACAUUGUAAUGUAAAAUAUUGUAAAUCCCGUUUACUGGUUUAUUGGGAAGACCGACAGUGGGGGAAGCUAUGUGGCCUUGGUUGUAGCAAGAACAAGGCCUCAUGCCGCGUGCUUGCCUGUUGCAGGAGUCCAGGAUGGAUGAUGCUGGAUUGGGGGUUGGCCCCUCCUGUCGGUCCUGCCCUUGACAGAAAACUAGCUGAAUUGUGAGCGUGCAUGUGUACGUUUGUUUGUAGACUGCUGAGAACUGUUUGUUCUUGCCAACAAUACCCAUGCAUCAUCAAUUUACAGGUCACAUCUCUCAUUUACUGCUGUCUUAUAUGUGCUAUAUGUUCAAAAUUUAAAAUACAUUUAUUAUCAAAGUACAUAAAUGUCAGCAUAAAUAACCCUGAAAUUUGUUUUCUUAUGGCCAUACAUAGUAAAUCCAAGAAAUGUAUCCAAGAGUAUAUCCAGAAAUCCAAGAAUAUGUACCUUGUGCUGUAUACUGUUGGUACUGUGUUUUGCACAUUGGCUCUGGAGGAACACUGUUGUUUGGCUGUAUUCAUGUAUGAUUGAAUGAUAAUUAAACCUGAACUUGAACUUUAUUCAGUUCCC
This is a messenger RNA of Mobula hypostoma (lesser devil ray), 10337 nucleotides long. It is a transcript of the gene chid1, whose product is annotated as chitinase domain containing 1. Lineage: Eukaryota; Metazoa; Chordata; Chondrichthyes; Myliobatiformes; Myliobatidae. Gene Ontology annotation, biological process: carbohydrate metabolic process. Gene Ontology annotation, cellular component: endomembrane system. Gene Ontology annotation, molecular function: chitin binding; oligosaccharide binding. The record is from RefSeq and is a predicted model, not a curated record. The transcript is spliced from 2 exons. Bases 1925 to 3196 code for a protein of 423 amino acids.